This is a messenger RNA of Psammomys obesus (fat sand rat), 3729 nucleotides long. It is a transcript of the gene Tmem201, whose product is annotated as transmembrane protein 201. Gene Ontology annotation, molecular function: actin filament binding; lamin binding. Bases 85 to 2070 code for a protein of 661 amino acids. The transcript has 11 exons. Lineage: Eukaryota; Metazoa; Chordata; Mammalia; Rodentia; Muridae. The record is from RefSeq and is a predicted model, not a curated record. Gene Ontology annotation, cellular component: nuclear inner membrane. Gene Ontology annotation, biological process: nuclear migration along microtubule.
UCACGGCGCGAGCAGGAGCGCGCUGGCCGCCGGGAGUCGGUUCUGCGGCCCGCGCCCCCAGCCCACCCACCCCGCCCGGGAGCCAUGGAGGGAGUGAGCGCGCUGCUGGCCAGCUACCCCACCGCCGGCCUGGCGGGCGGCCUGGGGAUCACGGCGUGCGCUGCCGCCGGCGUGCUGCUCUACCGGAUUGCGCGGAGGGGGAAGCCAACGCAUACGGUGGUCAACUGCUGGUUCUGCAACAUGGAUACACUGGUGCCCUAUGGGAAUCGCAACUGCUGGGACUGUCCCCACUGUGAGCAGUACAAUGGCUUCCAGGAGAAUGGAGACUACAACAAGCCAAUCCCCGCGCAGUACAUGGAACACCUGAACCACGUGGUGAGCAGCGUGUCCAACCCCCCUGACCCUGCACAGCCGCAGCAGUGGGUGAGCAGCCAGGUCCUGCUCUGCCGAAGGUGCAGCCACCACCAGACCACCAAGAUCAAGCAGCUGGCUGCUUUCACACCGCGGGAGGAGGGCCGGUAUGAUGAGGAGAUUGAGGUGUACCGCCACCACCUGGAGCAGAUGUACAAGCUGUGCCGCCCAUGCCAGGCAGCCGUGGAGUACUACAUCAAACACCAGAACCGCCAGCUGCGCGCCCUGCUCCUCAGCCACCAGUUCCGUCAGCGGCAGGCGGACCAGGCUCAUGGGCAGAGCUUCAGUUCCUCGGCAAUAAAGGCCCCGUUCAGGGUCAUCCUGCUCCGUGCCCUGGCUUUCCUGGCCUGUGCCUUCUUAUUGUCCACCACACUGUAUGGCCCCAGCGAACCCUUCACCCCAGGGGCUGCUCUGCCCCCAGCCCUACCUCCUGGGGGCAACAGUUCUGCUGCCUCAGACAACACCACUGCUCAAGCUGAGGGCUGGCAGCAGCUGCUGGGCCUGUUGCCUGAGCAUGCCACAGAGAAGCUACAUGAAGCCUGGGCCUUUGGGCAAAGCCACCAGACCAGCAUUGUGGCAGUGGGCCUGCUCACCUGCCUGCUGGCCAUGCUACUGGCUGGCCGGAUCAGGCUCCGACGGAUCGAUGCCUUCUCCACCUGUCUCUGGGCCCUGCUGCUGGGGCUGCACCUGGCAGAGCAGUAUCUUCAGGCUGCCUCGCCCAGCUGGCUAGAAACGCUCAAGCUCAGUACCACGUCCCUGUGUUGCCUGGUGGGCUUCACCGCAGCUGUGGCUACAAGGAAAGCGACAGGCCCGCGGAGGUUCCGGCCCCGAAGGUACUUCUCAGGAGACUCGGCCAGCCUUUUCCCCUCCAGCCCCAGCCUGGCCAUGCCCUGCCCAAGCGUUACAGCCUCGCCAGCCCCCGUGUUCAUCCCCACUCCACCCGGCUUCCUGCCUCUCACCAAGCAACAGCUGUUCCGCUCUCCCCGUCGGGCCUCACCCUCCUCGCUGCCGGGACGCCUCAAUCGGGCCCUCUCCCUGGGAACCAUACCCUCCCUGACCCGGACAGACUCAGGAUACCUGUUCAGCGGCAGCCGCCCACCGUCUCGGGUGUCUCCACCGGGGGAGGUUUCUCUUUCAGAUUACUUCUCUCUGCUGUCGGGCAGCUUCCCCUCUUCUCCCCUUCCUUCCCCAGCACCUUCUGUAGCCAGCUCCAUGGCCUCCAGCUCUGGCUCCGUGCGCCACCGCAGGCCCCUCAUCAGCCCUGCCCGGCUCAACCUGAAAGGGCAGAAACUGCUGCUCUUCUCGCCCCCUGGGGAAAUGCCCAAUACUCCCAGCAGUUCGGAAGAGCACUCACCACCCAACGGCAGCCUCUUCAUUGAGCCUCGGCAGCUCGCCCAGAGGACUCGCACGGAGCACGCCAUGGAUAUGAGAUCUAUGCUGGCAAGAGACGGUGCCCACGGCAGCCCCUCCAUCAAGAAAGAAGAUGACUCGUCCCAGUCCUCCACCUGCAUGGUGGACACCACCACCAAAGGGUGCUCAGAGGAGGCUGCUCCCUGGAAAGCUCGUGUGGGCCCCUCCCUGGUCCGGGGCCUCCUGGCUGUGAGUCUGGCUGCCAAUGCACUCUUCACGUCAGCCUACCUGUACCAGAGCCUGCGUUGACCGCCUUGAGUGCCCUUCCAGAGGGCAGUGCCCAGGUGCAUGCUGCUGCCACCACUGCCGCUCAGAUCCCUCUCUGAGGGGCUCUGUCUCCGCCUUGACACCAGGGCCCUUGACCUCAGGAUUCCUGCUGUCCAUCCAACAGACUACAGAUGUCAACUGUGUUUGGUGCUGACACUCUGUCCCCAAAAGCCAGGGAUCUUUGACCAGCUGCCCAGCCCCAGGGACACUAGUGCAUUUCAGCUGCAGCAGGGGCUGGCCAGGCUACCUCUGCCCACAGAGUCACAUCUUCCUCUGUCCUCCGAGACACCAGAGGUCUGCCUCAGAGCCCUCCCAAGAACCAAGAUGGAGAAAGCCUCUGGGAGAAGCACAUGGAGCCUGGAUCGCUUCCUCCUCACUCCUGCCCACUGCAGAGAGCCAGCCUCCCCAGAGCAGGCAUCUGGCAGCCCAUCCCGCCAAGGCAGGGCUGGCCACGUGUGAAUCCUGGGACUCAGGCUAAGUGGCGGUUCUUCCUCCCCUGACUCCUCCUUGCACACCUGCUUUGUGACUUCCGGUGACUUCCCCAGCAGGUAGCUCCUUUACCCUGAGAACACCAGAGCCACCCCUGCCCGUGUGUCAAAGCCUCUGUCUCACAUCCCAGUCCGUUCCCAGGAGCUGCACAAUUCAGAUGAGACUGGACCCUCCCCGACCCCAGGUCCCUUUCUGCUUCAGCCCUGACGCCCACUGCCCUCUCCUUCGUCCUGCCCCAUCUGAGUCCCACAUGACCUCUGCCUCCAGGGCACCUCAGUUGGCCUUCUGCCUGACUGUGUCCUGCUGAGAACAUUGCAGGCUUGCUGGAAUGCACCCUGUCCCUUGAGGAAGAAAGGAGGAACUUUGGCCUAACACUGGUUCUUUUGAUAGUGUGGGGUCACAUGUGCCUGUGGGGGUCAGUCCCCUUCCCCCAUCCCAGGCCUUGGCCCAAGGCUUGCGUGUGUACGUGCGUGCAUUGUCUGUCUGUCGGUCUGUCUGUCUUUGUGUAUGUGUGUCUCUGUGUUGUACCCCUUGGGAUUUGUUGUGUGGGAGGGGCAUGGGGCAGGGAAGGGUCUUCACUGUCAUUCAGGGAUAAAGUUUAACUUUAUUUUUUUAUACAUCUUUUGCCAGGUAAGGCUUGUGCUUUGAAACAGACGCCUCCAGUUCUCCCUGUCGGGGAGAUGGCUUCUUAAGCUUUGGGUGCUUCUCGUACUCUUUCUCUUUUUCUUUUUACUCUAGGGAAGGAGACCUGACCCUAAUGCCACACUCCUGUCCAGGGAGAUCUUGAUGCUAACCUGGGUUGUCUCACACCCCAGCAUAUGGGCAGUCAGGUGUCAGGACUCCAUGAGUCCAGCUGCCACCAAAGGUUCAAGCUUGGAGGUGGCAUCUCUUGGUCUGUGUUUGUACAGUUGGGUGCAUCAAGUUUUUAAGUUUUAUUUCCUGCCUAAUGAAACCAAAUUGUUCCCCAGCAUUCUUUGUCUCCUGUCCUGAGGAAGCACCCAGGGAGACGCUGUGGCCCCUACAGCAGCACAGCGGGCAUCCUGUGCGCUCAGGAGGGGCUUUUACUUAUGUUUCGAUUCAUACAUAAAACACGAUGUUAUUUUUCUUUACAAAAGCAAAAAAAUUUAAAACAAAACAAAAAAACAACUUUGA